AAAUAAAUAUCACCCCUCCCAUUUCUACAGCUGUUCACUGAAAACUCUCUCCCCUCAAAAUUCGUGCUGCUUCUCAGAAUCUCCGGCAUGGCCAAGGAUCCAGUUCGCGUUCUCGUCACGGGAGCUGCAGGGCAAAUUGGAUAUGCGCUUGUGCCUAUGAUUGCUCGUGGAAUAAUGCUUGGACCAGACCAGCCUGUUAUUUUACACAUGCUUGACAUUCCACCUGCUGCAGAAUCUUUGAAUGGGGUUAAGAUGGAGCUGAUUGAUGCAGCAUUUCCUCUCCUUAAAGGAGUUGUUGCCACAACCGAUGUCGUUGAGGCUUGUACUGGAGUCAAUGUAGCAGUCAUGGUUGGUGGAUUCCCAAGGAAAGAAGGAAUGGAGAGGAAAGACGUAAUGUCGAAGAAUGUCUCUAUCUACAAAUCUCAGGCUUCUGCACUUGAAAAGCAUGCAGCUCCAAACUGCAAGGUGCUAGUUGUUGCUAACCCAGCAAAUACCAACGCCCUCAUUUUGAAAGAAUUUGCUCCAUCCAUUCCCGAGAAAAACAUUACUUGCUUGACAAGGCUCGAUCACAAUAGGGCACUGGGGCAGGUUUCUGAACGUCUAAAUGUUCAAGUUAGUGAUGUUAAAAAUGUCAUCAUUUGGGGGAACCACUCAUCAACACAGUACCCUGAUGUAAGUCAUGCAACUGUGAAAACACCAAGUGGGGAAAAGUCUGUACGUGAACUUGUUUCAAAUGAUGAUUGGCUGAGGGGAGAAUUUAUCACAACUGUUCAACAACGUGGUGCUGCAAUCAUCAAAGCUCGCAAACUGUCAAGUGCAUUAUCUGCAGCCAGCUCUGCUUGUGAUCACAUCCGUGAUUGGGUCCUUGGAACCCCAGAGGGAACUUAUGUUUCCAUGGGUGUCUACUCUGAUGGGUCUUACAAUGUCCCAGCUGGGCUGAUCUACUCAUUCCCGGUGACAUGCCGCAAUGGCGAGUGGACUAUUGUCCAAGGGCUUCCUAUCGACGAAUUUUCAAGGAAGAAGAUGGAUGCAACUGCUGAGGAGCUAACCGAAGAGAAGGCCCUAGCAUACUCAUGCCUCUCUUAAACGCCUCUGCGCUAGUGGAUUUUAAAUGAAAUUGAAGUUUUGUCGCUAUGAAUGUGACAGCAGGAUGCAACUGCAUUAUUUUCAAUAAUUUGACGCUAAGAGUAUUCCUCAGAUUCUGUAAUAAUUCUUAAAUUUUCGUGUGCAUUCGGAUUCGUGUAUUAUCCUUGUUUUUCUGCUCAGUGAUUGUGUAACAACUUUUAAAAAAGAUGGGAGUCAAUCAGGGAUGGUUCCAUUAUCAUAAGAUUAAUUAAUAAACCUUCCAGACAAGAGGGAUACUUAUGAUUUC
Molecule: messenger RNA, 1372 nt
Organism: Asparagus officinalis (garden asparagus)
Lineage: Eukaryota; Viridiplantae; Streptophyta; Magnoliopsida; Asparagales; Asparagaceae
Product: malate dehydrogenase
Exons: 7
Coding region: 88-1086 (332 amino acids)
Biological process (GO): oxaloacetate metabolic process; malate metabolic process; tricarboxylic acid cycle
Molecular function (GO): L-malate dehydrogenase (NAD+) activity
Source: RefSeq, a predicted model, not a curated record